AUGAGCACGGAUUUUGUGUUUGGCCUCCCGAAAUAUUUGGAAGGCAACACUGGUAUUGUGGUCUAUGUUGACCGAUUAAGCAAGAUGGCUCACUUAGCGGCUGUGCCGGAUAGCAUUGAUGCCGAAGGUACAGCAAAGCUGUUUAUCGACCGUGUGUUUCACCAACAUGGCUUGCCGGUGGCAAUUAUCUCUGAUAGAGACCUCCGCUUCACUGGGAAGUUUUGA
Messenger RNA from Peronospora matthiolae, 225 nucleotides. NCBI's taxonomy places the organism in Eukaryota, Oomycota, Peronosporomycetes, Peronosporales, Peronosporaceae. The record is from the annotation of a GenBank genome assembly.